ACAGUGAUGACAUAUUUCCAUUGAUUUGUACAAGUCGAUACCAGUCGAGUCGUUUCUGAAGUUUGUUUAUACCGUAGCCAACAUCCGCAAAAAUAGAGGUUUAAAAAAAAUGCAUUUUAAAGUCCGCGCUGCAGCAAAAGAGGAUUGUAAGGAAAUAUCUAGAAUGAUUAUGGAGUUGGCUGUGUAUGAGAACAUGCCAGACCAGGUGAAGACUUCUCAUGAAGACUUGGAGCGUGAUGGGUUCUCUCCAAACCCCUUCUAUGAAUGCCUGGUCGCUGAAGUGCCAGAUGAACACAAGACCAAAGAUGGGUACACCGUCGUUGGGUACGCCCUUUACUUCUACACCUACAGCACAUGGAAAGGGCGGUCAGUGUACAUGGAGGACCUCUAUGUAAUGCCUGACUUCAGAGGAAAAGGCAUCGGAACGGGACUGAUGACCAAAGUAGCUCAGGUAGGGGUGGAGAAGCAGUGUGUGCGGCUGCAGUUUUCUGUCCUAGAAUGGAACAAACCAUCACUAGAUUUCUACAUUGCCAAAGGUGCCGAGGACCUGACUGCCAAAGAAGGUUGGCACUUCUUACGGUUUCAUGGACAAACCCUGGACACAUUAGCUAAGGAAGCACCUAAAGAUUAGAUUUUAUAGGCUUGGGUCUAGUUUGGUUCCGCCCAUAACAUCACACAGUGGGCAGGUUCAUUUUGCGUUGGUAGGUGGGUAGGACUAAUGGAAACUCCGCUCAGCCAGAGCCCUGGGCGAUGCAAAACAAACUCUCCCAGUCAUCCUUUAUGUUUAAUGUGCAUUUAAAUAUAGUCAAACAUUAUUACAUUUUUAUACAUAUAUAUAUAUAUAACGUUUGGACACACCUACUCAUUCAAGCGGUCAUCAAGACAAACAGUGAAUACUUAAAAUGUAUUUUGAUUUGUUUAACACUUUUUGGGUUACUACAUAAAGUGUUAUUUCAUAGUUUUGAUGUCUUCACUAUUCUGCAAUGUAGAAAAUAGUCAAAAUAAAGAAAGAUCCUGUAA
Molecule: messenger RNA, 1020 nt
Organism: Oncorhynchus gorbuscha (pink salmon)
Lineage: Eukaryota; Metazoa; Chordata; Actinopteri; Salmoniformes; Salmonidae
Gene: sat2b
Product: spermidine/spermine N1-acetyltransferase family member 2b
Exons: 6
Coding region: 110-631 (173 amino acids)
Molecular function (GO): N-acetyltransferase activity
Source: RefSeq, a predicted model, not a curated record